Molecule: messenger RNA, 1646 nt
Organism: Amphibalanus amphitrite
Lineage: Eukaryota; Metazoa; Arthropoda; Thecostraca; Balanomorpha; Balanidae
Exons: 2
Coding region: 117-1511 (464 amino acids)
Source: RefSeq, a predicted model, not a curated record
GGGCCCACGCACCUGCGGCCCCAUAAAAAGCGGCACCGGAACCCCAGAGUCGCCACAGUCCCGAGUCGUUCCCGGGUCGCAGCCAGCCGCCGCACUCCGUCCUCCCAGCCAUCACCAUGAAGUUCGUGGUGCUGCUCGCAGCGGCUCUCAGCGUCGCCUCUGCGGUGCCUACUGGAUUCGUUCGCCCGAACCCGGUGCGGACCACUACCACGACCACUACGACGACCACCACGACGCCGGCUCAACCCGAAGGCCUUGCCACUGAGACGAAGGCGCUGGCCGGCGGCAAGCUGAAGACGGUCGGCAACGCACUGGCGCAGGUGGCCGGCGGCUCCAACACCGUGGAGCGCCAGGAGUCGCAAGAGAGCGCCGCCAACGCGCGCGUCCAGAUCGACGCGCAGCGGGCCGCCAUCGGCCAGGCGAAGGCUGCCUCCAAGGGCCGCUCGGACGUGCUCAGCCAGGCUAACAGCGAGCAGGCCAGCAGUGACACGCGGGCGGCGGCGCGCGGCGUCAGCGUCGGCGAGGCGCGCACCCAGGCGGACGCCAACGGCGCGGCGGCCACCCGCGGCCGCGGCACCAAGACCGACGGCAACAGCGGCAUCAGCACGGCCACUGAGAGCGACGGCGCCAGCAGCGGCCUCAGCCAGGCGCUGGGCACCGCCUCCCGGCAGACGGUGGGCGGCGUGUCCGAGUCCCGCGCCGACACCAUCUCCGGCACCAAGGGCCAGUCGCGCGGCAGCGCCGGCGUGGCGGGCGCCGGCCGCGCGCGCAGCGCCGCCGUCCAGGCCAACACCACGGCCCUCUCCGGCAGUCAGACCAAGGUGGACGUCAUCGGCGACGGCAGGGCCACGGCCGCAGAGGCCGGCGGCGCGCUCGGCCAGUCGGGCGGCUCGGCCUCCAGGCGCGCCUCGCGCACCGAGGCGGCCAACAAGGGUGAGGUGGAGACCCGCGGCGACGGCGCCGGCGCCGUCGGCGAGUCCAGCUCCAAGGCCACCGCCACCGAGUCUGGCACCAGCGCGGCCGAGUCCUCUGCCAACAACCGGCUGGCGGCCACACGCACCGGCCGCGCCGAGACCAGCAUCUUCACCGAGGGCGGGUCCACGCUCGGACUCGACCAGUUCUCCGGCGACGUGGUCGGCGCCGUCAAGUCGCUCACCUCUGGCAGUCAGAGCUCGCUGGGCAGCGCCAACAGCAAGGUGAACGCGGCCAGCUCGGCGCAGAACGCGCUCGGCGGCGGCGCCGCACUCGGUGACAGCACGUUCCGCGCCCAGACCUCGGGCACCGGCGCCGUCUCCGGUACUCUGGAGACGCGCGCCCAGAACCGGCUCAAGGCCGACGCCCAGCCGGCCCAGCUCAGCCUAGUGGAGCGCAUCAGACAGCAGCAGCAGCAGAAGGAGGCCGAACAGGGCAAGGGCUCCGUGCUGCCCUCUGCCGGCAAGGGCAAGGGGCCGCGGCCGACCCAGCCGCCGCCGCCGCCCACCCUGCCCAGCCCGCCCAGAGGCAAACACUAAACCACUGCCAGCAGCCGGAACAACGACCGAUUCAGACAUCUGCGCGUCAACCGACAUAACUGCAUGAUUCUUGCCGCAUCAUACCGAUGCCCCUAUGUUUUCUUCUUGUAAUCAAAUAAAAAUGUGCCAUCUCGA